AUGCCGCUGGAGGAUGCCCUGGUCCUGGUGGCUAGAGAAUUGAAGAGAUUUUGCGCUGGACAAAGCACUGGGAUUUCUCAGAGGGCCUCUGAGCUGGUGGAUGACUUCCUGGCCCGUGAGCACCUGGCCAGUUACUCUCCACCAGCCAGCAUCUGUCACCUUCUUUUCCUGUUGAGUGAGGGGAAGCAUCUGUACAGUGACGAGCUGGGCCUGCUCAUGGACUACCUAACAACCAGGAAAGAGCAGCUACAAGAAUGCGAGGCUCCGGAUUCAUCCGCCAACAGUGUGCCUGCCUCCUUUCAGGGCAUGAUCACCCCCGUUGUGAGCAAGCCUCCUCCUCUGUUGCCAGUUUCUGGCCCCCGGCCCUUACUUGAUAUUCCUCCUCCCCGCUCUAUCAAGCCCCUCGUUGGAGACAGGCAGGAAGUUGGCCUGCUCCCAGCACCAGGACUGGGCAACCCCAAAGGUCUGUUUCCCGCCUCCUUGCGUCAGGUAGGCCCAUCUAAGAGGCCUGCUCCCUUAGGAUAUUCCCCUGCUGUGCAGGUCAAAAGGCCACUACUUGGGGAGAAGCCAAGCCUUUUGGCUCCAUUGUCAGUUCUUUUUAAGUCAGUGCCACCAAAACGGGCACUCCAACCCAUGUCCUUACGGAAUUAAGGGAUGUGCUAAGAAGUCUGAAGAACAGGGUAGCUGGUUGUGGCCCAGAUGGCAGCUUUACAUCUUCC
Molecule: messenger RNA, 719 nt
Organism: Chionomys nivalis (European snow vole)
Lineage: Eukaryota; Metazoa; Chordata; Mammalia; Rodentia; Cricetidae
Exons: 4
Coding region: 1-651 (216 amino acids)
Source: RefSeq, a predicted model, not a curated record